CACACUGGGUGACAUGAACCCGAAGAUUUGGAUUUUUUUUCCGUGGCGAGAUCACUGGUAGUACUGUUCACUUUCGUUGUAGUUUGUUUUCGCACAGUCUUAUGCGUGAUUUGGUCAAGUGCAGAUACAGAAGGUCUUUGCAAAGUCGUGUAAGUCGGCAAGCAUGAAACACCACAAAACGGCAAAGGUAAAAGUCGCGAUCGAUUUCAAAGCUGAUUUUCAUUCCGUUGUGCGUGUUUCUGGAAAACUUUUUUGUCACUGCCAGUCCCCUUGUAGACUAGCAGCUUUUGCUUUUGCGUUCGUUUUCAAAGAUGUUCUUCCGAAGCGAUGACGUUGCGCCCCACAGCGGCCGAGCCCAGUUCCCGGAUAAGAAAUUUCGGGAUUCUCUCUGCGGCACCGGGGCCAUCAAUUGCAAUGUGGAGAGACCAACGGGGCGCGCGGCUGCACCAAGUCGUAUAGACGGCUUUGGAACUAGGGACGAGUCCCGGCUGGCAAAGGACGCUGCUAGGUUGCAUCUUUUAGAUACAACACUGAUGCGAUUAGACAUGAUUCGACUUAUUCAUUCUUGAAGCAAUUGAUUAGAAGGUCAGGCUGCACUCUUAAAGUUCCGACACGCCAAACCCCGUGCUGUGCUAUGCUAUCAGGUUGUCGACCUGAGCUAAUUACUCGAGAACGUCACAACCAAAUCGAAGGUAUGAAGCCGGUCCGAGUCUCGUCGGACGAAAAUCUUUCCAUACCAGGAGUAGCCGCAAUAUCGCUGAGAAAGCACCCUACCGUUGGCAAGCAGAGGGGGACGCUACGGUAAAAUGCGAAGUUGCAUCUAAUAUUAAUGUCUGAGGUUUGUUCUCGCAUGGUGCAUGCAUAGGCGGCAGAUACUCAGUCUUUCACCUCCUCAAAGACUUAAGUACCCAUGAUUAUUAACCUAUCAGGCCUCAUGCACCGGUGCGGACGCCCGGCCAUCUUCACGACUGCACGUUCGCGCCCCGAGUCACCAAUCUAGCAAGUGUGUCGAGGACUACGCGCGCUUCCACCGGGAAGUGUCCCCUCGUCCAAGCGAACCGCAUUUGACCCCGGCGCGGAACACGCUGGAUGUGAAUCUGCGCUUUCAUAGCCGCAGAGCCGGCGCGAGUGCGUCCACGCAGUCCGGCCUGGCAUGGGCGGCGGAGCCACCCGAAAUUGGAGUGUCCACCGCACGAGCAUCGUCCAAGAAAUCGAGUAUAUGCGCAGCUUGUUGAAAUAGAAAUAGUCAAGUUUUUCAAUUAGGACGACAUGGCCACAGGUAUUUCAUGAGUGGAGAUCAAAUUCAAUCAAUCGCGCAACGACACAAAACAGAUCGCGGCAGUCAAAAGCCAAAUUAUUUCGAGCAACGGGUUCCGCAAUCUGCAAGGGGUGUAGCGUCGAAGAUCACCCACCUAGAGCCCCCGGCUAGUCCCUUCGACGCGCCGCCCGAUGAUGCUGGAUGGUAAGUACUAGAGGACUGUCUGUUGUCGCAGGAGGUCGCUCUUUAUCGAUUCUUAUCCAUUUUUAUCGUCCGCUUUUUGCGAUGAAGGAGACUUAAUGUUGGCGAGCACGGUCUACUUCACGAGCAAACGUAAGUUCAAUCUGUAGAAACGUUUCAGGGUUCUCCGUAAUCCCAUCACGGGUCAGCAGCAGAAGCACCAGCGGCGAGAGUCCUUUUCGAAGCGGCGGUGCAUGUCGGCCCGCCCGGUCCGCGAUGAGGACGACCGCAUUGUCGGUGGCAAGAGGCCGGUCUACUGGGAAUCCGGCGAUAUCGUGCGGCGCGUUCCGUCGAAAGAGCGCAGUGCCAGUAAGGCGUCUGAUGCGAGUUUCCAAAGCAACCCCCAGCAGUCCCACACCCGCAGUCGCCGAAGCCCCCGAGGGGUGGAACACCACAGCAACUAUCCCGGGCGGGCGAGCGUGCCCGCGCCGCAAGGGUCGAGUUCGUCGACGCAGGGAAGUCGGCGAGGGAGCAAAACCAGCGUUACGUCGCGCGGGUCCACGAAGAACAGCACGGUCGGACGGUCGACGAAUAACAGUACCACGGGGCUGCAAGGCAGCGAGAAAAUGAAUCCUAAAGCACAGAACAACAACCCGAGACUGACGAAAAUGUCCUCGAGUUCCACGUCCACUGCACGGCAGUUCUUGCAGCUGCACACGAACGGAUCUGCCUCGAAUUCCGCACAGGAACCCCCGACAGCUUUGGUGCAGCAGCCGUCCGUUGUGUUGAACCCUGGGACGUCGACCUCCGUCGCGCACCCGCCGCCGUCCCGACUGACGAAUCAACUCUUGAAACUGGACCAGGCCCCGCAGUUUCAGACGCCGUCGACGCGAAUCGGCAUUCCGAACUUUUUCACGCCGGUCCGCCUCACGACUGGCACAACUUCGCAGCAUACUAACACUGCUGGCAACAUGGUUCAUCCCGCAGCUGUGGUUGGUGGUGCUGCGCCUGCGCCGUCGGUGAUAAGUGCUUCCACGGACCAGAAGUUCUCGCGGCCAAGUGCAAAUCAGCGACCGCCGAGCGUCGGGCCGCGGCCCGUGCAGUCCAGUACAAGAUCUUCGAACAACAGUUAUCAGGAGCAAAGGAGUGUAGCGGAAAACAACAAUUCGGCAAGUAUCAGUAAUUCAGCACACUCGUCCGGCGGGGGUGUAAAUGCGAACUCGAACACCAAACUCGCGAGGCCCGGGAGCGGCGCCGCAGCCGCAGCGGCGAGUUACGGGGGCGGCGGUGGCGCGCUUGGGGCGCACCUUUCGCGCACGACGCAGAACUACCUUUUGCGGUACGAAACCAGGACGCCGGAAAACGCGGGCCGGCACUGGUCGACCUGGGCGAAGUUUUCCAAAAAUCACUACUACCAGAAGAACGCGGAGAAGAUCAGCACGCCGCGGGACGCCGACCAAGCCACCAGUCUGGCGACCAGUGCGAAGAGUCAGCGGUUUGCCGGGUCGCCUUCCUUGGCUGCAACGUCGAACUCGAGCGGGCAACAGUUGCUGCAGAAUUCGAGCCGGAAGGCGAAGGUGAAUAACACGUCCCGGCAGUGGAUGUCUUCGCGAACCAACAAUCGGACGACGUACAGUGGCGGCCAGCUCUUGGGCAGCAGCAACACGAGUGGUCAUGCUGUAGCCCAGCGGCGAUCCGAAUCGCAGUCAAGAGCGGAGAGGAGUUUCAACAGAGAGCCGCCGCGGAGUGCGAGCAAGAAAGGGCGUGCGUACACGGCGGCGGGCGCAAGUACCACGAGCACCAACUUCGCUGGAACAAGUCCGCGGGAUGUGGGCGUGAAGAAGGUGGACAGGCUGCUGCGCGGAAAGAACACGGAAAAAAUGAGGUUCGCACCUGCUGCUAGAACCUAGGGUGCUUGUGGGUGCUGACAGUGGCGGCGCAGAAUGUUGUUCUGGACCCGAUCCGUGUGUAUAAACCAGUCUUUCAGUUUUGAUGUAUUGCACGAAGGGGAGGUUCUUUCGGUGCUCGGCGCACCCAAAGUUACAUUAUAUGGAAUCGACUCCGAAGGCGAAGUAGAUGUGCUUCUACACGCCGGAAUCAAAGCUAACCGUUUCAAAUCGAUGCAAAUGAUAAGGUGAUAUAUGAACUUCUCAACUGUCACUGUGUGCCAAUUCUGAUUUGAAAUUAUAAUCCCUAUAAAUUCCUAUGCGCCGCCAAUGCACAACAAAAAUACAAGCG
Amoebophrya sp. A120 is the source of this 3676-nucleotide messenger RNA. The record is from the annotation of a GenBank genome assembly. NCBI's taxonomy places the organism in Eukaryota, Dinophyceae, Syndiniales, Amoebophryaceae.